GGAAUGAGAUCAACCUUCAGAAAAGGACUGAGGAAUACCGAGUCAUGAGGGAGAUCCUGCUGCUCCAGGUGGCUGCAAAGAAUUACAACCUAGAGCCCGAGGAGCGAUUUGGGGCCUGGUUCCAGGACAUGGAGCUGCUCAAUGAGAAUGAUAGCCCCCAGGCCCCAACACCGAGCCCCGUACCAGUGGCCAAUCACAGCCGCAUCCUCAGCAGCGGGGACACAGCUGGGACGCUUGCGAUGCACCGGACCGGCUCCUCCCACCUGAUGGGUAGGGGAGCAUUGCAAGCUGAUUCCUGGGGCCCCGUGAAGCCCAAGAGAGCGAGGACGACCCCACCCCAGCUCCCUGACAUGUCUACCCCAGCAUCUAGUCACCCAUUGGGGAAGGACAGUAGUUAUGUGUUGUAAAUAAUA
This is a messenger RNA of Diceros bicornis minor, 413 nucleotides long. Its product is annotated as ral guanine nucleotide dissociation stimulator-like. Bases 45 to 407 code for a protein of 120 amino acids. The record is from RefSeq and is a predicted model, not a curated record. NCBI's taxonomy places the organism in Eukaryota, Metazoa, Chordata, Mammalia, Perissodactyla, Rhinocerotidae. The transcript is spliced from 3 exons.